UAUACUACUGUACAUAUCCUUGCGAUAUCUCUCUUCUCACAGGUAACGCAUUAUUAACUUUUCUAUCUCUCGUGUUUGUUUUCUUACAAGCAGGAGACCUAAAAUGGGCUUGACCAAGAAAAGAACUCUGAAUCUACUUGUGUCGCUCCUUUAUGUUCUUUGCUUCCAACCUCAUCUUCAUGAAGGAACCGAUGUCAUUGCCAACGGUCAGACUCUCUCCGGCAACCAAACCAUAUCCUCGGAAGGUGGGAUAUUUGAACUAGGUUUCUUCACACCAGGUCGGUCCAAAAAAUAUUAUAUUGGUAUAUGGUAUAAGAAUUUUGGUAAUAAAACUAUUGUGUGGGUAGCAAAUAGAAAGCACCCUGUUUUCAAUCCUUUUGAUUCUCAACUAAAACUAUUCCCAAAUGGAAAUCUUGCUCUGUUGAAUGAGUCAAGAAUCCAAAUUUGGUCCUCGAAUUCUGCCGUGAAAAGAUAUAAUUCAUCCGUAGCCAUCCUUCUUGACAGUGGAAAUUUUGUUAUACGAGAUAAUCAAGAUUCCUCUGACAUUAUAUGGCAAAGUUUUGAUUACCCAACAGACACUUGGCUUCCGGGUGGUAAAAUUGGAUAUAACAGAUUAAAAAAGGAGAAUAUCUAUCUUACUUCGUGGCGAAAUGCUAAAGAUCCUUCCCCUGGUCAUUACUCACUUAAGGUGAACACAGAUGCACUCGAUGUUGAAGAAUAUUCACUUUUUAGCGAUGGGACAGCACUAUUUUCUUCAGGUGCAUGGACAGGGUCGAAUUUUGAGUUUGUUCCCGAUUUCGACUGGAACCCUUUUAUCUCAAAUUUUACAUAUAUUUCGGACGCCAAUGAGAACGUGUUCACGUAUGAAGUUGCUAUUCCUAAAAGAGUCACGCGAUUUAUGAUCGACACGGAAGGGAAACUUAAGCAGUUCGUGUGUCGGGGUGAUUUCCCAGAAUGCCACUGGGAUCUGUUUUGGGACUGGCCAAACACAAAGUGUGAUGUUAUGAACUUUUGUGGUGCUUUUGGAACAUGCAAUGAGGGGAAAGUGUUUCCAUGUGAUUGUUUGCCAGGAUAUGAAAGAGUGUCGAAUGAUUGGAAAAAUGAAAAUUAUAGUGAUGGAUGCAUUAGGAAAUCCCGUCUAGAAUGUGGAGUUGGAGGAGGAAGUGAGGACACAUUUUUAUCUACAAUCGUGCAAUUUCCAAACUCAUCAUAUACAGAAAACUCACCGUCUUUGGAUGUUAAGAGUUAUGAAGAAUGCUGGUCUGCUUGUUUGAGAAAUUGUACAUGCACCGGCUACGUAUAUGACGCAGUUAGCGUUACAUGUGUGAUUUGGAAUGGUGAGGUGUACAAUGUCAAAUUGACUUCUUUUACUUUUAACAGAAUUAUUUUCAAUGUUCGGAUUGCAAAGUCAGGAAAAGCUAGGAAGAUUAGUGUUUGGAUUUUUGUAGCAGCUUCAGGGGGGUUCAUUAUUUUGCUUGCUGCAGUAAUAUUAUAUAUCUUGCAGCAGUGGAAACGAAAAAUGGGAAUAUAUGAUGGGGCAGCAGAGGAUUUGAUGGUGUUCAAGUACAAGUAUAUUAGAAAAUCAACCAAGAACUUCUCAGAAAAACUGGGUGAAGGCGGGUUUGGGUCAGUUUUCAAAGGCACUUUACCAAACUCCAGAGCUAUAGCAGUUAAAAGGUUGAAGAAUUUGAAGCAGGGAGAGAAGCAGUUCCGCGCAGAGGUGAGCACAAUCGGGCAAAUUCAACAUAUCAACCUUGUUCGCCUUCAAGGAUUCUGCAUAGAAGGUGAAAAAAGACUUUUGGUGUUUGAUUACAUGAAGAAUGGUUCGCUUGAAAAUCACUUGUUUCGCCAAAAUUCCAAUGUUUUUCUAGAAUGGAAAGCAAGGUACAACAUCAUGAUCGGAACUGCUAGAGGGUUGCAUUAUCUCCACGAAAAGUGCAGGGAUUGUAUCAUACAUUGUGAUAUUAAGCCUGAUAACAUUUUGUUGGAUGAUGAGUUUAAUGCGAAAGUUGCUGAUUUCGGCCUAGCCAAGCUUCUUGGCCGAGAGUUUAGCCGAGUCUUGACAACAAUAAGAGGAACACGAGGAUAUCUUGCACCAGAAUGGAUUUCGGGUGAGGCCAUCACUGUAAAAGCAGAUGUUUUUAGCUACGGAAAGCUUUUGUUUGAGAUCAUAUCAGGGAGGAGAAAUAUGGAGUUGUUAGAUGAUGGUGACUAUUUCCCGGCUCUAGUUGCAAAGAAAUUAAGUGAAGGAGAAGAAGCGGUAAUGCAAUUCUUGGAUCAAAAAUUGCAAGGUGAAGCAGAUCCAAGCGAAGUGCUUAGAGCCUGCAGAGUGGCUUGUUGGUGCAUUCAAGAUGAUGAGAAGAAUAGACCAAGUAUGGGGCUUGUGAUUCAGUUUCUAGAGGGAAUUAUAGAAGUUGAGAUUCCUCCAUUUCCUCGGUUUCUCCAUGGUUUUACAAAGGAUACUGCAGAUCACUCCAUAAUUUACGAUCAAUGGACAUCUGAAACAACUUCAUCUAGUAGAUAGAAACAUGUUUUUUAUUUGUUGUUCCAUUCUGGCAAAGACCACGAAUGGGGAUAAUCAUUCUGCUCAACAAAAUUUCUGAAGUCAAGAUUCCUCCACUUCCACGGUGUCCUCAACACUUCAGUGAUUAGUAUCAACCCGUGAUUUAAGAGCACUACACAUUCGACACAACUUCAUCCAGUUGUUAGCUAUGUGUUUGUGUUCGUUCUAUUUUAGAGCAAGUUUUUUGUACUCCAAUGACAAUGACAGUUUAAGCACUUAUUUUGGCAACACAAAAACCUCGAAAGAUAUUUCCUAAUGGU
This is a messenger RNA of Daucus carota subsp. sativus, 2823 nucleotides long. Its product is annotated as G-type lectin S-receptor-like serine/threonine-protein kinase At2g19130. The transcript has a single exon. The record is from RefSeq and is a predicted model, not a curated record. NCBI's taxonomy places the organism in Eukaryota, Viridiplantae, Streptophyta, Magnoliopsida, Apiales, Apiaceae. Gene Ontology annotation, molecular function: protein serine/threonine kinase activity; ATP binding. Gene Ontology annotation, biological process: recognition of pollen; protein phosphorylation. Bases 104 to 2524 code for a protein of 806 amino acids.